Echinococcus granulosus is the source of this 8037-nucleotide messenger RNA. RefSeq names its product DNA replication licensing factor MCM6. Gene Ontology annotation, molecular function: ATP binding; GTPase activity; single-stranded DNA binding. The transcript is spliced from 24 exons. Gene Ontology annotation, cellular component: MCM complex; nucleus. Gene Ontology annotation, biological process: mitotic DNA replication; double-strand break repair via break-induced replication; DNA replication initiation. The record is from RefSeq and is a predicted model, not a curated record. The coding region runs from base 1 to 8037 and encodes 2678 amino acids. Lineage: Eukaryota; Metazoa; Platyhelminthes; Cestoda; Cyclophyllidea; Taeniidae.
AUGGUAGGAAGGCCUAAACUUAAUUUCAAAAAGCUGUAUUGUUUUGCUGGUGCCCACCAGUCUGACGCAGAUCUCAUCCCUACUUACACCGUCUGUAUUAUUGGUGAUCCGCGCUCUGGGAAGUCAUGCUUCUGCAAUCGAUUUGUCUACUCCCAUCCUGACUGGUACCAAGAGGGCCACCCGUCAGUACUCAGUGAGGUGGAAUUUCGCAAACCGGUUGUCAACUCCGACCACUGGUUGUAUUGGGGCACUGUCACACGUCGCCUAGAUGACGAGACUAGUGUUCGAUUCUGUGUGAUAGAACAGACUGAGUUUAUUAGUGAUGCUACUUCCCUCCCUUUCUCUCCCAAAAGUCCCUCCAUCCCUUCUAACUCCUGCUCCGUCUCGUACUCCUCCCACUCAACCAACGCUGUUACAGUGUCUGGAAUCUCUAGCACCACCAAUUUCGCUCCUUUUCUGUUCAAGGACUUGCAUUCAUCCAACCGCCUGCAUGACUACAUUCUCCGUAGUACCGCCACGAAGGUUUGCUCUCCUGGAAAGUUGCGCUACUACUGCAUCGACCAAAUUGGACACGAAGAACGUUACAAGCAGGAGUACUUCCCUCAUAUGGGCCCUCUUGAAGUUCACGGCUUCCUGGUCAUCUACGACGUGAGCCGACGUGCCUCGUGUCAUGACGUCCCCAACCUUCAACAGCAACAGCUCACCUUUCUCACCGAUAUCCUCAGUCUAAUUUCCAAACGCAAAAAACCUGUUGUUGUAGUCACUGCAAAGCGAGACAUCGUUGACGAACAAUGUCUCUCUAAUGUGACUCAGUUCCUUCAAAAGUCGGCGGAUUUCCGGAAAAUUCCCCUUGUCGAAGCGUCAGCACACAGAAAUAUCAACGUGGAGCUGGCUUUCCUAACACUAGCUCGGUUGUUGGAGAACAGUAGCAAUAGCAGCAAGUCACGAUCUGCAAAACUCAAACUCCUGUCUUAUCAGGAAGCAACUAGGGAGCAGGACGAACAUCAGAGGCGUCUGCGAGAGGCUUUUGUAAACAGGGUGUCACUGUCUCCAGCUGGCUUUCUUACCGACUGGCCGACAUUCCUUUCGCGAUACAGUCAUCAGGGCGACGUGGCGAGAUUCAUUGAUCUCUGGGGUUCGGAUGUCGCUAGGGAGACUUUUGAACAAUUUACCGCGCAGCGAAAAACGGAGACAAAGCGACGACACAUGGCAAAACUGCCUGAGGCACUCUCAACCAUGCUGCUUUAUGUUGGUCCAGUCACCAAUAAAUCUCCAAAGGAACUCCUUCAACGUUUGCGUGCGCAUUCCCGGUUUGACCAAUUUUUUGUAAGUGAGGAGUUGACAGAUGAUAAAUCGAUUCAACGCUGCAGCACCCGUCGAAACUUCCAAGGUGACGACUCUCGAAUCCCCUUCGCGUUGGCAAUUAAAGAACCUCCAGACAAUGGAGAUUCCCCAUUCAUUGAGUCUUUGAAGUCGCUUGUCUUUGCUGAAUCCUGGGCUACUAAUAUGUCAAUCUUUGAGGAGUCUCUCUUGAAGUGUCAGGCUAAUAGUAACGCUAGUGACUGUUUCGCGUCUAUACUGCCUGGUCAGUCAUUCGAUCAUGAACAGCUCUCCCGCGUCCAACCAACCUCUGUUCUCAGUCAGGAAGAUCAGCUUGAGGUCUACCAAAAGUUUCAGGAGUGUCUUCGCCUAAAUACUCGUGAAGAAUUCCUCGAUCUGCUACUUGAAAGUCUUCCUCAGUUUAUUCGUGCUGCUUCUGCCUAUUUGAAUUGCCUUGGUGAUACCUUUUUCGCGAUGGCGUCGUCGUCGUUUCGUCAGGUACCACCUAACACGGCGCCUCAGCCUCGUUCCGAACCGAAUCGUAGCCGGCCGAUCUCACCUGUCAGUGAACCGCUCACCAUCCCUCUACGAUCUGUCCAGCUACCUCCUGCGGAUAUUCGACUGUGUGCAGUACUCGCUCCACCUCGUGGCGCAAAGGAACAACAGCUGGGGAUAAUAAAAAACUGCAUCGCCUCGGAUAGUCGCUAUCAUGCCAUGGAUUAUAUGCCAAGCGAACGCCAGACCUGCCUCGCCGGUCAUCUCGACAUCCUAUUGCAUCGAGUUUCUCAAACUGAGGCCUCGACACUGUUAUUACCGCGAGGCACGAUACACCGGCACUACUCUUGCUCCUUCAUGAACCAGCAAGACUCGCUUCAACUCACCUUCCCUCUACCACACUGUCCGGCUUAUCAGACCGAUCGAUGCAUAGACGCGGUAUUUGAGAGCCUCUGUUCCAGCACGGAGUGGAGUGUGGGGGAGGCGCAGAACAGCUUUUCUAGCCACCUCUCCUGCGUUCUCGGACAGGGGGAUAAACGGCUGUCCGUGGCGGUGUGUGCAGUGUGCACGGACGUAGUAGCUGCCAACGCUGGCAUUAAUCUCUUUCGGGCGGCUGGGUUUGUGCCUGAAGGUGUCACUAGCCCCAGUUUGCUCACAUCCCCGUCCUCCCCUUCCCGUGCCACACAGAACCUCGUCUGCUCAUGGCCUCUUGCUUCAACUAUUCUCACACCUGUGGAUACUUUACUAACCUCCGUCAUUGGCGACUCUGUGAUCUCUCCUGUCUUGGGUACUGUACAGGCUUCCUUCCUCUCACAUCAUGAGCUUUUAGCGCUGGCUAUAAAUCCACGGCGAUCACCGGACGUCUUCGAUGGAGUGAUACUCCUUCUUUCCGCCGAUGAAGCCAUCCCCACGUCAUAUAGCGCAUUUCCGCCCUGCACAUGCGGGGAGGUCGCCGCAGCUACGUACUGCUGUAAGUGUUAUCGCGGCGCUUCCGACUGUUCCCACACUACUCCACGUCCGCGUAGCUUCUUCUCCCGUGCGACUGCGAUCAAGGCGCUCGCCGAACACCUCGCGCCGAUGCCACACCUCAUCGUUCUGGCUGUCAGUGGUACUAAUGAUAGUGCUAAAAUGAACAUCUGCCAUGGAACUGGGAACCUAUCGACUCUGCCCUUCUGCUCCACGGCUGAAUCCUCACCUCAAACACCGAUUGCUGAUGCCCGUUUAAAUGACUGGCUGGUUGAUGGUACAAAAACUUCAGUUAGUAAAGAGGAGGCUGAGGACGGUAAUGUUAAUAAACCGAUCCUUGGUGGAGUUUUCCAUCCUGCGGCUAAGCUUCAACCCAACUUCGUAUUGGAUGCGCUGUCUAGCUUUCUGUCUGCCUGCUGGACGCGUAAACUAGCCUCUGGCGAGGGAGGACGAAGGCGGUCUCGAAAGACCAUCUCUCCGAAGGCGCGAGAUAGUGGUGAGGGCAGCCAUGGCACCAUCUACGAGGGCCGCUUUCAUCCCGCACCUUUGCCGGGUCGUCUCCACAGCCACCAUCGUCGUUGUCAUCGGCACUACUAUCACAGUCGGCAUCAUCUCCACAGACACCAUCAUCAUCGUCACCACCACUUUUACCGAUGUAGUCGGACAGCGACUUCAAAUUCUUCUGGUGGUGGCGCUUUCAGGACUUCUGAGACAUCAUCCACUUCCUCGCCGAUGGGCUCGAACUAUCGACCGCCGAAGCUUACACUCACCCUGGCCCCCUCCAUAUCUCCAAGAGGGAGGUACGGCCGCAGUUGCAGCCCCCCAGUACCCUCUAACAUCCCACUGAAACAAUUGCGUUUCUUCGAUCAGGAUCCCUCGGGAGGCUCGCGGUUACGGUCGAGAUCUCUGUGUUGUCAAAAAAAUGAUUCCACUUUUGGAACUAUCUUGUCAAAACUAGAAGGUUCGUUUGCCUCCAGACCCGAUGAGUGCAGCACGAUUGUUGAGAUUACCACAGCAAAAUCUAAUCGAUUGAGUCACCAUCUGCACUCGUUGACCUCCACCCUCGAUCCUCCCACGGGAUACUGUUCUUCCAUCGCCUCCUCCUGUUCUCCUUGUCCCGCUGCUUCCUCGUUCCCCUCUUUGAUCCCCUUCGCGUACGAUAAAGCCUCCUCAGUUUCCUCCAUCGAACCAGUCUUCCUUAAGUUCUCCGAGGGCUUGUCGCCCCUCCCCCCCGAUGACAUCGACCCUGCCACACCGUUGCAUGUACUAUCGUUGACGGGACGUCGGCGGCGACGUAGACGGAACGAGGCGGGUUGGCUGCAGAGGAAAAAUGAAGGAAAGGACGGGGUAGAAGAGGAGAAAUGGGAGAAUGAAGAGAUAUUCCAUACCACUGACGACGCCCUUCAAUUCGGAACUGUCCUUCUCGUUCCCUGUCCGCAUAUUCACCGGUCCGCAGAUAACCUACCACCGAACUCACAGGGGUGGACGGCUCCAACUAUUCCUUAUCACUCCAUGGUCAAACAACAUCCAUCGGGAAAAAAGGGCAUUGACUUGGGAUUGGCAAAUAAGGGUGGUUUGAAUCAGCAUCAUCACAACUACAACCAGCAGCACCAGACAAAUGCAGGGGGUGCCAUUCUCACGACGACAUCAGUGGGCGGUGGUGUCUCCUCCUUCCUCACUUCAGGCAUCCGAGCGGUCACCAGCGGUUUUGCGCGUCCCCGCGAGCGCCGUCGCUCCGUCAGUACUCCCUGUGGAGGCGAGGCGCCACUUCCCUUCGCUUCCACGACUACCAACGAGAUGGCAGUGGUUGGUGGGGGUGCUGCCACCGUUACAUCGGCCUCCAACACACCCUCCUCCUCCACACCUGGCUCUUCACGAGCUGCUGACUUGGGUUUUGCAUGCAUGCCGCCCGGCCUAGAAACUCCUCUACACACGGGCACCGGCAUCAGUGGUAGGUACACAACGGAGACGGCCUUCAAGGCCUCCACACCAUCCCUCCCCUUUGAAGAGAUGGAUGGGUUGGGUGGCGGUGGAGGAUUGGCGGCUGGUGGCGAAUUUCUGCCGCCCCGUCUUUGGGUCUCCUCUCUGAACCAAUUAAUGCAGCUGGCGUCGGCUAGUCGCUCUUCAAGCGGAGGGGAGAGAGAGGUGGCGGUGGCCGGUGCAAAGCGAAGAAUGCUGACGCCUCAACUUCGCCAUUGGCACCUCCCCUCCUGCCCCCAUAGGCUCUGUAUCCCUCGACAGAACCUCCCACCCCCACCACCGCCAUCUCUUUCGUCCCUCUCUACAUCGCGGCGGCAUCCCACCAGUAACACCAAUCCCUCCUCUUCUUCCACUAAACCGCUUGAAGAAUACUCGUCUUUCAGACCCAGCUACAAUAAUCACCAUCACUGCCAGACAGAUGUGAUAGCAGCGCCGCCACCGGAGUCGCGUCACUUACCGGCGAAUACAACAGAGCAGUCCUAUUCCACCUCCCAACAUCGAGUUCGCCGACGGCAGCAGCCCCAGUUAAGCACAGCAUCGUUGUCCGGUUUCCCAGGUGGUCGACGUUCCGUAGUCGACUUACCAACGUCCUCGGCAUAUCUUGAUGCCGGACAGGGUGACUGCUCCAACCCUCCGACCAGCAGUCAAUCGACCACGUGUCUGGCCGCAGCAGCGGCUCCUUCCCGCCUCUCCCCUCCACUCACACUCGUUCCUUUCAGCAAGUUAUCCACGGGCAUCUCUGGCACCUCUGGACGACGCAAUAGACGCAAUGUUUUGUCGCUAUUUGGAGGGAAGACAAAUGCCUCCUUGUCGGAGCCACAGCCACCGCAAAAUAACACACAUACCUCCACAUCAGCUGCCCUGAGUGGCGGCAGUGCCGGAGCCUCGUUUCCGUCCACUCCGGUUCACGAGCCUUCCACCGUCACCACGAUCACUGCGCCGGCCACGCUGGCCUUCGGUUAUCUCAAGGCCAAAUCCAUCACCCCACCCCUGUCAACUGCUGCUUCCUCUCCUCGCUCCUCCUCUGUCACCAAUACCACUAAUACCAGCGACUGGGUUGAAUCGGUAUGGAUGUCGCCCAAGCUCAGACUUUACCCCUACCUCUGUAAUGCCGUAAAAAAUUUCAUCAAUGAUCACGUGCCAGACACUUUGAACUCUGGCCGCGACUUUUACGUUAGCUUCACGGACAUUACAACGCUGCACAGGUUACGUGAACUUAACGCUCAUCAACUCGGUAAACUUGUAAAAAUCCGAGCUCAAGUUGUUCGUUCGCAUCCAGUCCAUCCGGAAUUGACGCUGGGUACCUUCAAGUGCCAGGAUUGUGGUACCAUAAUCCGCAACGUCGAGCAGCAAUUUAAGUAUACUCAACCGAGUGUUUGCUUUAAUCCCCAAUGUGCUAAUCGUGUUAAAUUUGAGCUGUUGACAAACCAGUCAAAAUUCGUCGAUUUUCAAAAGGUGCGAGUACAGGAGACACAAGCGGAGGUGUCGCGUGGAAGCAUCCCACGAAGUAUGGAAAUUCUUCUUCGAGCUGAUGCUGUUGAACUUGCUCAGCCCGGUGAUCGAUGUGAGUUUAUUGGCACUCUUAUUGUCGUCCCAGACGUGGGAACUCGGACGCUAGAACGCAAAGGAACGAGAACAAUCGAUGGCUUUGAGUCCGGUAUCUCCGGUCUCAAGGACUUGGGCGUACGGGAGCUCACCUAUAAGAUUGCUUUUUUCGCCUGCACAGUUAUUCCAGCUCAUGGUCGUUACCUACCAUCCGAUGACCUGGAAUCCGCUGACGGUGUCUCCUACGAGGCGUUGUCGAAGCGAUUGAGUCAACCGGAGCUCGACACGAUCUGCGCCAUGAGUCAGGACAAGAACCUUUUCCAAAACCUUUAUACCUCCCUCUUCCCGACCAUACAUGGCAGUGAGGAGGUCAAGAAGGGCCUUCUCCUCAUGCUCUUUGGCGGCGUUCCCAAAGUUACGGAAGAGGGGACCCAUCUGCGCGGUGACAUUAACGUUUGCCUGGUGGGUGAUCCCUCAACUGCCAAGUCCCAGUUCCUCAAGCAGGUGGAGCAGUUCUCCCCCCGCGCAGUCUACACCAGUGGAAAGGCCAGCUCCGCUGCUGGUCUCACUGCUGCGGUCGUACGCGAUGAGGAGUCCUUCGAGUUCGUAAUCGAAGCCGGUGCUCUCAUGCUCGCUGACAACGGCGUCUGUUGCAUCGAUGAGUUCGACAAGAUGGACGUGCGGGACCAGGUGGCCAUCCACGAGGCAAUGGAACAGCAGACCAUCUCCAUCACUAAGGCCGGUGUCAAGGCUACCCUGAAUGCGCGCACCUCCAUCUUGGCUGCGGCCAACCCUAUCGGUGGCCGGUACGACCGCUCGCGAUCCCUGCGUCAGAACAUCGGCAUGUCCGCACCUGUCAUGUCGCGUUUCGAUCUAUUCUUCGUCCUCGUAGAUGAGUGCAACGAUGUUGUCGACUAUGCCAUCGCUAAAUCGAUUUUGGAUUUGCAUAUGGGACAUGCUUCUCAAGUCUCUGCUACGAAGAUCUACAGUGCUGAUGAUAUCCGUCGUUACAUAGCCUUCGCUCGAUGUUUUAAGCCCAAGAUUAGUAUCGAGGCGAUGCAGUGCAUGGUGGAGGAGUACAAGAAACUCCGCCAGCGGGACGCUUCUUCGGGCUCAAAAUCGGCGUGGCGUAUCACGGUACGUCAGUUAGAGAGUUUGGUUCGUCUUUCUGAGGCCAUUGCUCGUCUCCACUGUGCCGAUUCGGUAACUGUGCCGUUUGUGCGAGAGGCCUUUGCCCUGCUUAAUAAGUCCAUCAUCCGUGUGGAGCAGCCCGACAUAAAUUUGGAGGAGACGGAGGCGCACGUUGACGUUCAAUCGGCUGCUGGGACCACUCCAAUGGAGGUAGAGGAGCCUUCUACGGAUCAUCAGCAGCAGCAUCUACGUGUGACCUACCAGCAGUACAGACGCAUAGCUGAUCUGCUGAUCCUUCAUACACGACGCGUAGAGGAAUCGGGAAUCGUACCUUCCUCGGCAAUGGGUUCUGAGACCAGUAGCGAACAGAGUGCGAUUCGCAAGAGCCAGUUGGUCAACUGGUACUUGGAAGAGGUCGCUGUCGAAACUCUUCAUUCAGAAGCCGACUUGAUUGAGUGCAAACUCCUUGUUGAACGCAUUAUUGACCGUUUGGUGAAGAAGGACAAUGUGCUGAUCGCUCUCUCUCGAAGUGGACUGGAUGCAGGGGAAAAUGAUGAGGACCCCUACUUGGUCGUGCAUCCCAACUACUCCACGGACUAG